CUUUAAAUGAUCAAGUGGGCGCGGUCAACAACAUGUCACGUGAUUUGACACGGAAGUAGUCUCCAAAAGCAUCCCGGUUGCCUGCUCAGGUCAGUUGCAACCCAGACCGAGUCGCCUGUUUACAUAGUGCUGGUGAUGGCACACAGCCAGUGAGCUGUGUUUGUGUGCUCUCUCAGCUCUGGGCUGCACUCAUCCUUCUAGUUCAAUUAACCAAGUGAAAGUGUCAUGCCAGUCCCAGCUAUGGCAGAACCUAUGGUUGAUCACCAGAAACGCUUUCAGGCCGCUGUUGAUGUCAUCCAAAACCUCCCCAAAAAUGGUUCCUACCGGCCGUCUUAUGAGGUGAUGCUGCGUUUCUACAGUCUCUACAAGCAGGCGGUGUGUGGACCCUGUGCAGUGCCUCGACCUGGCUUCUGGGACCCAGUUGGUCGUUACAAAUGGGAUGCCUGGAGCCGCCUGGGAGAGAUGAGCAGGGAGAGUGCCAUGGCAGCAUACGUGGAUGAGAUGAAAAAAGUAGCACAGGAGGUCAUCGACACCAUGCCGAUGAAUGAGAAGACGGCCUCUCUCUUCCACCACUUUGAGCCACUCUACCUGGUGAUCGAUGACAUGCCUCGACCUCCAGAGUCACUGCUCACACUCGGAGAAGGUCUUAAAGGCGGUGACCACGCUAACGGCUCAGCAGAGAUGAAGGAUGAGGAUGAGGAGCAGGUUGGCCCUGUAGAAGACUCUCCUCUUCCAGAGCGUGCAAAGUCAGAUCAGGAGUUCAACCUGUCUGAGGUUCUCGACCUGACUGCCCACACCAUCCCUAUUGACUCUGUUGUGUCUGAGGGUUUGGUGUUGACCAGCGACUCGGAGAGCGAGAUCUUCUGUGACUCCGUGGAUUCAGUGGAGCAACUCAGCAACAUAAAGAUUCCAGUUAUCAAGUCCAAUGGUUUUCAUAGCGGCCACGUGUCCUCGGAGUCAUCUCCAUUUCCGAGUCAGCUUGAAGGUCGCCUGGAGGUCAGGCAGGUUGGAGCAGGUCAGGGUGGAGAAGGGGCGGAGGAUGGAAAGGGUCAGGGUCCCAACAGAAGGGGUCGAGACACCGGGCGGGAAGGUUCCUACCACAACUGGAGAGAACGUGGUGUUCCUCAGGGCAGUCCAAGGCAGGGGGCCUUGGGCGGCGGCGGUGGUGGUGCCGGACGAGGAGGGGGUGACGGUUCAGAGGGCGGGGUUGAGAGACUGCAUGACACCCAACUGCAGCAGCAGAUCAUCGUGGCCCUGCGGAGGCUGAGGGAGGACAUGAGGAGUGUGAUGGAGAGGCUGGAGGUGGUGGAGAGGCUCGCUGCCACACACAGCCUGGGUUCAGAAUGGAGACCAUGCCUGCAGUGUGCAGCAGCAGCACAACAACAGGAGGAGCAGUGGUGGCCAUUUGAUGUCUCAGGCCAGACUGUCCUUCUCUUCCUGUUGUGGCCAUUUGUCGCUCAGGGUGUGGUCUACCUGCUGAGGAAAGCCCAGAAGAGAAGUCGCAUACCCUCAUGAAGGGAGAUGAUAACGACAUUUAACCAUUCACCUACAGCAAUCCACCGAAGCAAGUUUAAUUUCUGCAGCAGAAAGGACUGAAUCAGAAUUCACGGGAGGGGCUUCGUCCUCUCUCACCGAAUGGAGGGAGAGCGGCUUGUGGACUUCCUGUCCACUUGGAGAGAAGCAUGACUGGCUGUGUUUACACCUCAGGAUCCAGAAAUCCUCUCACUCACUACAGCAAAUAAAUCUUUAUUUAAAUUAUUCCAAUGGAUUCAUCAACUGGCUUCUGUUGGGCAACAGGAAGUAGAUACUGGCCAGAAUCAAAAACUUGGAUUAUAUGGUUAUAUUUCCAAGUUGGAGAGGCAUCUAAAUCCACCAUAUUCCAUUUGCUAAUUGACAGAAUGUUAAUAGUGUCAAAAACAGCACAAUGCAGCCAAAGUAUCUGCUUUCCACUGAAGAAGAAGAAGUCAAUCUACAGAUGAAGUCAUGUUGUUGCAAUAAUGUCACCGUCACUUUGAAAUCCACCGUCUCUGCUUGACUACACUUGUCAUUUCAGUGUAGUCUUUCAGAUGUGAUUCUUGACCUCUGAUUGUUAAUAUUGAAGUCUUACAAUGGAAUUAUUUUCAGUGCUCUGGUGCUCCGUUUCUUAGACUCUCCUGUGUACAUUACUCACAUCUAGAAUACGACUUCUGAUCGCUGACUGUAAUUAUGUGUCCAAUUUUGUGUAUCCAGUGCCAGUGUAAACACAGUCAGAUUGUUUUGAGGCAUCUGGAGUCAUCUGUUGUGAAUCCGGGUACAAUCAAAUGAUUAAGUGCGCUGCAAUGACAAGUGUAACUGAGACUGUUGUCAGUAAAUGAUGGAAGAACUGUUUUCACAACUGCCCUGCAGUGAACAGUCAUAUAUAAUACUUAAGCAUGAGCUCAAAUUAAAAAAAGUCUAUAUUG
Messenger RNA from Scatophagus argus, 2441 nucleotides. RefSeq names its product acyl-CoA binding domain containing 4 (gene acbd4). Gene Ontology annotation, biological process: fatty acid metabolic process; autophagy of peroxisome. The record is from RefSeq and is a predicted model, not a curated record. Gene Ontology annotation, molecular function: fatty-acyl-CoA binding. Lineage: Eukaryota; Metazoa; Chordata; Actinopteri; Scatophagidae. The transcript has 12 exons. The coding region runs from base 226 to 1515 and encodes 429 amino acids.